UGAUGGUAAAAUGGUAACGUAUGUGACGUGUGUCAAGAUGUUUGCAUUCCGAUAAAGAAAAACAUUAGCUGGACUUUCUUUUAUUAUGUAUAUCUGAAAAUGAAUAGUCUUGGUUUAAGUUUAAUUUUAAAAAUGGGUUGCAUUUGCUCUAAAGAAACAAUCACAAUAAAUUCAAGAAAUUAUACAGUUCGUGAACAUCUUGGAGAAGGUGGUUUUAGCACUGUAUUCUUAGUGGAAGAUGCUAUAACUCAUAAGAAAUAUGCCAUUAAAAAGAUCAUUUGUCAUGGAUUGGAGGAUCAGAGAUUAGCAGCAAAAGAAAUAGAAUAUCAUAAUCUUGUUAAACAUCCAAACAUUAUAGAAUGUAUUGAUUCAACAUAUAUAGGAAUAGUGGAUCCAAUUGUUAAUGCAACCAGUGAAGUAUUGAUUGUUUUACCAUAUUAUCAUAGGGGUACUCUUACAAAUGAGUUAGAAAGACGUGCUAAGAAUAAGGAUUAUAUGAGUGCAUUAGAUAUUUUAACUAUAUUUUUACAAAUAUGUGAAGGUGUAAAAGCAUUUCAUGAAGCAAAACCAGAACCUCUUGCUCACAGAGAUCUAAAGACUUCAAAUAUUGUUCUUGAUGAUGGAAGUACACCUAUUAUAAUGGAUUUAGGUUCUGUAGCACCAGCUAGAGUUAAAAUAUGUGGUUCACAAGCAGCGCAAACUUUACAAGAUUUAGCAGCUGAAAGAUGUUCAAUGCCAUAUAGAGCACCAGAAUUAUUUAAUGUAGAAAGUUAUUGUAUGAUAGAUGAACGAACAGAUAUUUGGUCUUUAGGAUGCAUUCUUUAUGCAUUGUGUUACUUUAAAUCACCAUUUGACACAGUAUAUGAGAGAGGAGACAGUGUUGCUUUAGCUGUAAUGAGUGCAAAUAUUACAUUUCCAGAAGAUGCUCCAUAUACUGAGGAUAUGCAAAAUCUAAUUUUAUCAAUGUUAAAGGUAAAUCCCAUGGAACGUCCUUAUAUAUAUAGCAUUAUAGAAAAUGUACAUGAUUUUAUCUCGAAAUUAGAAAACAAAGUAUAA
Messenger RNA from Eufriesea mexicana, 1056 nucleotides. RefSeq names its product serine/threonine-protein kinase 16. The record is from RefSeq and is a predicted model, not a curated record. The transcript has 6 exons. Gene Ontology annotation, biological process: protein phosphorylation. Gene Ontology annotation, molecular function: ATP binding; protein serine/threonine kinase activity. Lineage: Eukaryota; Metazoa; Arthropoda; Insecta; Hymenoptera; Apidae. Gene Ontology annotation, cellular component: Golgi apparatus; cytoplasm. Bases 100 to 1056 code for a protein of 318 amino acids.